CUCUGUUAUUUUUUCUCCCUCCAUAUAACCAGAGCUUCUCUUUUCUUCUCUCGUUCGGCCUGUCUUCCCUUCGCAUUUGCCUUUCGUUCUUCGAUUUGUGAACCCUCUUUUCGUUCUUUGCUUUACUUUCCUGCUAUUCAUUUGAUUUUUUUCUCAAUAAUUCAGUAUUUUUCCUGCUUAUUUAUUGUUAAAGAGUAUCUGAAACCCUCAACCGACUUCUUGCGCCGCCGCAAACAACUUAUAUUUUACCUAAUUUAUCGGAAUUUAGCCCUAAUCGGCGGAUUCUCGGAUCCAAAGUUUACAGGCUAACUUAAAUUUUGAAGGAAUUAUUGACGCAGCCAUGGUUGAAGAGAGAAAUGGAAAUGGACCACCUUCAAAUGGGAGUGUGGCAGGUGGAAAUGCUUAUACAAUUGACUUGAAUACUUUCAGUAGCCGACUGAAGGCCCUAUAUUCACACUGGCGCGAACAUAAAGAUGACUUUUGGGGUUCUUCUGAUGUACUUGCUAUAGCUACACCGCCACCUUCGGAGGACUUGAGAUACUUGAAAUCCUCAGCUGUCAAUAUUUGGUUGCUAGGGUAUGAGUUCCCCGAGACAAUUAUGGUUUUUGGAGACAAGGAGAUACAUUUUUUGUGUAGCCAGAAGAAGGCAUCGUUGCUCAAUGUUGUGAAAUCCGCUGCUAAAGAGGCUGUGAAUGUGGAGGUUGUCAUGCAUGUGAAGGGGAAAAGUGAAGAUGGGACUGCUCAAAUGGAAAAUGUGCUCCGGGCUAUCCGUAUGCAGUCAAAGUCAGAUGGUCGUGAUACCUCAGUCAUUGGAUAUAUUGCAAAAGAGGCGCCUGAAGGAAAACUCUUGGAGAUAUGGACCGAUAAGAUGAGAAAUUCAAGCCUUUCUCUUAGUGAUAUCACAAAUGGGCUGGCUAACCUCUUUGCCGUGAAGGACCAGAGUGAGAUAAUAAACGUGAAGAAAGCUGCAUAUUUGACUGCUUCUGCAAUGAAGAACUAUGUUGUUCCAAAGCUUGAGAAAAUUAUUGAUGAGGAGAAGAAAGUUACUCAUUCCUUAUUAAUGGAUGACACAGAAAAGGCUAUUCUGGAACCUACUAAAAUCAAGGUGAAGCUGAAAGCUGAGAAUGUUGACAUAUGUUACCCUCCAAUCUUCCAGAGUGGUGGGAAUUUCGAUCUUAGACCUAGUGCUACAAGCAAUGAUGACCAUUUGUACUAUGAUUCUGCCAGUGUGAUCGUAUGUGCAGUUGGAUCGCGGUACAACAGCUACUGUUCAAAUGUUGCCAGAUCAUUUCUUAUUGAUUCAACUUCGAAGCAGACCAAGGCUUAUGAGGUUCUUCUUAAAGCUCAUGAGGCAGCAAUUGGUGCAUUGAAGGCGGGAAACAAGCUUAGUGCCGUGUAUCAAGCAGCUCUUGAAGUAGUUGAGAGGGAUGCUCCUGAAUUGAUUAACAACCUAACAAAAUCUGCUGGGACUGGGAUUGGUCUCGAGUUCCGGGAGUCGGGGCUGAUCCUUAAUGUUAAGAAUGAGAAGGUGCUGAGAGAGGGAAUGGUUUUCAAUGUGUCACUAGGUUUCCAGAAUUUGCAAACUGAGACCAGCAAAGAAAAGAGUAGGAAUUUUUCACUUUUGUUAGCAGAUACAAUUAUUGUCACAAACGAUGGCCGUGAGGUGGUUACUCAGCUGAGCUCCAAAGCCUUGAAGGAUGUAGCCUAUUCAUUCAAUGAAGAGGAGGAAGAGGAGGAGGAGGUUAAAGUGAAAACUGAGUCAAAUAGGAAAGAGGCACUANAACAGAGAGAAAGAGAUCGGAAGAACAAAAUCAACAUGGACUUCCAAAAUUUUGUGAACCGGGUGAAUGAUAUGUGGAGCCAGCCCCAGUUUAAAGGACUCGACCUGGAGUUUGAUCAACCUCUGAGAGAACUUGGGUUCCAUGGAGUCCCCUAUAAAUCAUCAGCAUUCAUUGUGCCAACCUCAAGCUGUUUGGUUGAGCUGAUAGAGACCCCAUUUCUUGUGAUAACCUUAAGUGAAAUUGAGAUUGUGAACUUGGAGAGAGUUGGGUUUGGGCAGAAGAAUUUUGAUAUGGCAAUUGUCUUCAAGGACUUCAAGCGUGAUGUCAUGCGCAUAGAUUCCAUCCCGACCUCUGCACUUGAUGGCAUCAAGGAGUGGCUUGACACAACUGACAUCAAAUAUUAUGAGAGCAAGAUGAAUCUGAAUUGGCGUGAAGUAUUGAAGACCAUAACUAGUGACCCUCAAAAGUUUAUAGAUGAAGGUGGCUGGGAAUUUUUAAAUAUAGAUGCUUCUGACUCAGAAUCUGGAUAUUCAGAGGAAUCAGAUCAAGGUUAUGAACCUUCAGAUGCCGAACCUGAGUCAGAUUCAGAUGACGAUGACUCUGAUAGUGAAUCUCUGGUUGAUUCCGAGGAAGAAGAGGAAGAAGAUGAUGAGGAAGACUCAGAGGAUGAAAAAGGCAAAACAUGGGAGGAGUUGGAGAAGGAGGCAAGCAACGCAGAUAGGGAGAAGGGGAAUGAAUCAGAUAGUGAGGACGAGAGGAGGAGAAAGAAGAACUUUGGGAAGUCACGAGCUGGUCCAAAUUCUGCUGCUCCUAAGCGAACGAAGUUCAGGUAGUUGUGACGGAAGAGCGUUCCAAUUUGGAGCCUUAGAUUGCUGAAGCGAUUUGUUUUAGAACAAUUAUCUAGCAUAUUUAGUGUAGAAUCUAUUUAGAAUGUUGGUUUGUUUGUUCCCUUUUCUUUAUUUGUUUUUGCGCUUCAAGGGGGUCGGUAGUUUAGUUUUUUCUUGUAAAUUUGUAGCCUUAGUGUUUGGCAAGUACUUUAAAACUGUUUCUUCGCACUCCACUUUGGGUGCUUGGAGCACGAUUUUGUCAGCUGGUCCAACAUUCUGAUUACGCUCAUUUAGCAUGUGUUGUCUGGAGGUAUAUGGUGGAGUGUCUGAGCAAACAUCUCAUCUUAAUGCCAAUGGCAAACUGUUCC
Messenger RNA from Nicotiana tabacum (common tobacco), 2976 nucleotides. RefSeq names its product FACT complex subunit SPT16-like. Gene Ontology annotation, biological process: transcription elongation by RNA polymerase II. NCBI's taxonomy places the organism in Eukaryota, Viridiplantae, Streptophyta, Magnoliopsida, Solanales, Solanaceae. Gene Ontology annotation, cellular component: FACT complex. Gene Ontology annotation, molecular function: nucleosome binding. The record is from RefSeq and is a predicted model, not a curated record.